AUGUGUUUUACAAUCGAUCAAUUUAAACAGGCGUGUGGAUUUUUGCUACUGGGCGAGUUCAACACAUUUAUUUACUGCUGCAAAAAAUGUCAACGUGAAUUUGAUUCCGGUCCCAAUUUAGAGUUGCACAUUCUCUCAGAGCAUGAAGACAACAAGGGACACAUUGAAAAUAUCUUUGUGAAUGAUAAUAUAUUUGUGGAUAACGUUGGUGGCCAAAAAACGAAUGAACGUUUACCAACAGUUGAGGUAUCGAUGGCAAUCGGGCUGGUUGACAUAAAAACUGAAGUCGAAACACCGGAAGAAAGCGACAAAGUAUCGAUUGAUGUUGAAAGCAAGACAGAUGUUGAUUUUUCAAUGGAUUAUGACUUUAGAAACGACAGCAGCAGCAAUGAGUCAGUCGCUAAUAUUGAGGUUUUAUCAGCUACUAGGACCAAAAGAUCGAGAAAAGCAGAAAAAUUGGUUCAAACUCCAAAGAAUUUGGAGCAAAUCUCGAUGAAUUCAGGCAAAAAAUUGAAAAGUUCAGACCAAAAAUGGACCAAAUCAGGUCAAAGCUCAAAAACUCCCAAUAAAACGUCCAGAAGAAAAAUCCCACCAUGUCGAGUCAAUACAGAGUGCAGUGAUACAACAUCAAUCGAAAUGCCAGAUUUACAAUCAACCUCAAUGGAAAAGUCUGGCAUCAAAUCAGCAACGAAAAUCUCUUCACAAUCAACGAGUAAGAAAUAUCAAAGAGCGAAAAAGAGUGAUAGAAUCGGCCAAAAACCCAGCAAAGAAAAAGGCAAAAGGAAAUGGAAGCCCAAUCUAUUGGCUGUGUUCGAGUGUGAAAUGUGCCCAGGUGUGAUUUACAAUCACAAAGGAAACCUACGGCAGCAUAUGAAUACUCACGUCAAUGCAUUACAGCAAAGAACGUGUCCAAUAUGUAACAUCAAGCCCAGAAACUACGACAAACAUAUGAAAGUGAAUCAUAUGGAAGCACGUCCGUAUAAGUGCGACCACUGUGAUGCUACGUAUAAAAAUAAUUUGCAACGAGUGAUUCAUAUGCGAGCGCAUUCUGGUGAACGGCCAUAUAUUUGCUGCCAGUGUGGCAAGUCGUUUCGUUGUCAAUCGUCGAGAUACAAACACGAGAUGCGAGCGCAUUUGAAGAAAAGGGAUCAUGCAUGUUCGGAAUGUAGUACAUCAUUUUACAGUCCACAUCAACUCAAAGAACACUUUGACUCAGUUCAUCUGAAAUUGCGGCCGUUCCAUUGCGAUAUUUGCGGCAAGAAUUUCGGCACCAAAAAAUAUCUGUACGUACACAAAACGACACACAAAGAGAAACGACUGCCAUGCAGGUACUGCGACAAAAUGUUCAAACUGUGCGAGAAUCGGCUGAAACACGAGCGAGGCGUUCAUGGUGCGAUGUGAAUGGAUUUUUCAUUGGGUAAAAGGAAAAGUAGCGCAGAAAAGGAGAAAAAAAAUUCUUAUAAAGACAAAAUUGUUAUUUACAUUAAAAAUAAUUUAAAAAAGUAUAAAAAAAA
Messenger RNA from Sitodiplosis mosellana (orange wheat blossom midge), 1514 nucleotides. RefSeq names its product zinc finger protein 595-like. The transcript has a single exon. The coding region runs from base 1 to 1401 and encodes 466 amino acids. The record is from RefSeq and is a predicted model, not a curated record. Lineage: Eukaryota; Metazoa; Arthropoda; Insecta; Diptera; Cecidomyiidae.